CGAAAGGACUUGCUUGAGUCAUAUGAUGGAAGUGUUAUUCUUUGUGGAGAUGGGCGUAAUGAUUUCGCCGGGCCAUUCUGCUCAAUACUUAUCAUAUAAUUUUGGAGAUUCUGCCUCUAAAACCAUUUUACACACGGGAAGUAGUAGAUGUUAGAGAAGUUGGUGGAAAAAGUCCAAACAUGGAACGCCUUGGCUUUGAAAGAUCCAUUGACCAACUAAAGACAAUAAUUAGGAUUGAAGAAGUUGUCACAGAUGCUCAUAUACAGAUUGCAGCACUCAUGCGCAACUGUGAUAAGUACACAGACAUAAAACAUUCAUGGGACCUGUGGCAUGGUGGAAAAAAUAUCCUUAAAAAGGUUGUAGAGGCAUCAAAAUCAAAGAAUUGUAAGGAACUACUUGUGUGGGCAACUGCGGUUAGAAACCAUUUUUGGUAUGCUUCCAAGGAAUGUGGUGGUGAUGAGAGGAAAAUGAAGGCAAUUUGGUUUGGCAUUCUGCAUCAUGUGGUUAAUGAACAUGAGUGGUUAUUGAAUGUUGAUGGUACAUAUGGUGGAUGUGCUCAUGAACCCCUGUCUGUAGAAAACCAGUGUAAGCCUUGGCUCGAAAAAGGAUCACCUGCUCAUUUGGCCCUUAGAAAUAUUGUAGAGGAUAAGCGCCUGCUGAAAAAUCUUGGGCACUACACUAACUUCAGACAUACUGGUUUCUUGGAAUCUUUUUCAUAGCCACAUGUUGAUGUAUGCUCCCAAACGAC
Saccoglossus kowalevskii is the source of this 748-nucleotide messenger RNA. RefSeq lists its product as uncharacterized. The record is from RefSeq and is a predicted model, not a curated record. NCBI's taxonomy places the organism in Eukaryota, Metazoa, Hemichordata, Enteropneusta, Harrimaniidae.